This is a messenger RNA of Rhododendron vialii, 502 nucleotides long. RefSeq lists its product as uncharacterized. The transcript has a single exon. Lineage: Eukaryota; Viridiplantae; Streptophyta; Magnoliopsida; Ericales; Ericaceae. The record is from RefSeq and is a predicted model, not a curated record. The coding region runs from base 32 to 334 and encodes 100 amino acids.
CCUAUUCUAGAGAGAGAGAGAGAGAGGGGAAAUGGCCGGAGAGGAAGAGUGGAGGAAGAAUGCAGACACACACAAGAUGAGUCCAGAGGAAGUGAAGAAAGCAGGAGUGGAGGACUCGAGGCGGCCACCGGGCCACAACGCAGGAGGGGUGCUGCACCAGCGGCGCAGGUUACCCUUCAGCAACGCCGCCAUGGCUGUCGGCGGCUUCGUCGUCGUCGUCGCCAUCGGUUACGCGGUCUUGUACGCGCAUAAGAAGCCCGAGGCCAGCGCACGCGAUGUCGCGAAAGUCGCCACGAAUACGGCCAGGCCGGAGGAUACUCACCCCCGAGGGUAGGGUGCAUGUGUUUUGGUUUCCAUCUGUAUUUUUCCAAUAAUUGACGCUUUUGAGUUGGGGGUUUUGGUCAGUGUAAUUUGUUUCGGUUUUUUCGUUUAGAAAUGAAUAAGUUAGAGAAAUCAUUGAUGGUUUUAGUAGAAAAAAUUAGUAACGUUCCAUUCUUGUAAA